Messenger RNA from Micropterus salmoides (largemouth bass), 387 nucleotides. RefSeq names its product NACHT, LRR and PYD domains-containing protein 12-like. Gene Ontology annotation, molecular function: protein binding. The annotation marks the transcript as partial. Lineage: Eukaryota; Metazoa; Chordata; Actinopteri; Centrarchiformes; Centrarchidae. The record is from RefSeq and is a predicted model, not a curated record. The transcript is spliced from 2 exons.
AAAGUGCUGGCCUCAGUUCUCAGCUCCCAGUCCUCUAGUCUGAGAGAGCUGGACCUGAGUAACAACAACCUGCAGGAUUCAGGAGUGAAGCUGCUAUCUGCUGGACUCGAGAGUCCACUCUGUACACUGGAAACUCUCAGGCUGUCAGGCUGUCUGAUCACAGAGAAAUCCUGUGCUUCUCUGGCCUCAGCUCUGAGCUCCAACCCUUCCUAUCUGAGAGAGCUGGACCUGAGCUACAAUCAUCUAGGAGAUUCAGGGGUGACGCUGCUGUCUGCUGGACUGGAGGAUCUACACUGGAGAUUGGACACUCUCAGGUUUGGACAGACAAAAAGAGCUCACACUCUGCAGGUGUCUCUAUUUUCUGUUAUUUAAUGUCAAUCUACUGGA